UGUUCUAUUACAAACUGCAAGUAUAAUGCUAUAUAAUAGUUGCCCUUUAAAAUUGUUCUUCUGAACAGUUUCAGUAUACAGUAGGUCCUACUCAGUUACAUCCCACCGCUGCUGGCAGGAAAGAAAAGGGAUUUACAGUAUUUCCUCAGCAACUUUUUUGUCAGGUAUUUACAUGAAUUUAACAGCAAUCAUUUGAUUGUUUGCGAGCAAACUUUUUUGGCUGGCAGAGAAACAUCCUGUCUGUCAGGUUUAGCCUAUCCCGGCUGUUUACUGCAGAGAGAGACAAUCAGUCACGUCUGUCUGCUGACACAGAAACAACCUCUGCUACUGUUACAGUCAUUUGAUUUGACUCAAACUGAUUGUCAAAAUGAAGAUUGCAGCGUUCAACGUCAAGAGACUGGGAUGGAAAAAAGUCAACAAUGCCGACGUGAGGAACAAUCUUAUCAAGAUUGUGUCUCGGUACAGUGUGGUGGUGCUACUGGAGGUGAUGGAUAAGAGCGGUAAAGCCAUGAAUAUGUUCCUUACAGAACUCAACAAGCACGGAAAUCACCCGUACCUAAUGGAAUGCAGUGAAUCUCUGGGACGAAGAACUCACAGGGAGAAGUUUGUCUACUUCUACAGAGGGGAUGAGGUGAAGAUGAUCAAGUCCUACCAGUACGAAGAAAGAACGGACGUGCUCGCCAGAGAACCUUACAUCCUGCAGUUUGAGUGCCCAAAUACAGUUGUACAGAAUCUGGUGCUGAUCCCAGUCCACACCAAACCAGGGGAUGCAGAGGCAGUGCUGAACGCUCUGCAUGAUGUGGUCACUGCUGUGAAGAAAAGAUGGAGAAAUUAUAACAUUAUGAUUUUAGGGGACUUUAAUGCAGAUGGACGUUAUCUUUUAGAUGAAAAGAAGAAAAAGAUCCGCAUCCGCUCUGCCUACUACUGUUGGCUGAUAGGUGAUGAUGUCGACACCACGACGAGCAACUCUAAUGAUCACACCUACGACAGGAUUGUGGUGUAUCAUAAGAUGCUUAAAGGGGUCGUCCCUAACUCAGCUCAACCUUUCAACUUCCAGAGAGCUUACCGCCUGUCUGAUGCCAAUGCGGCAGCCAUCAGUGACCACUACCCUGUGGAGGUGGAGCUUUGGAAUAAUUAACAUCAACAAAGGAGAAAAGUACACAUUUUUACUUGUUUUACUGACACUGUGUCAGUAAUGUAAUGCAGUGAUACAGAAAUGUAGUAGAGUAAAACUCCCUAUUUCCCUCUGAAAUGCACUGGAGAAUAAGUAAAAUGGAAUUACUCAUGUUA
Messenger RNA from Sander lucioperca (pikeperch), 1290 nucleotides. RefSeq names its product deoxyribonuclease-1-like. Gene Ontology annotation, molecular function: DNA nuclease activity. The record is from RefSeq and is a predicted model, not a curated record. Gene Ontology annotation, biological process: DNA catabolic process. Gene Ontology annotation, cellular component: nucleus. NCBI's taxonomy places the organism in Eukaryota, Metazoa, Chordata, Actinopteri, Perciformes, Percidae.